Lymnaea stagnalis (great pond snail) is the source of this 372-nucleotide messenger RNA. Lineage: Eukaryota; Metazoa; Mollusca; Gastropoda; Lymnaeidae. The record is from the annotation of a GenBank genome assembly.
AUGGUGGUGAGAAGCAGCAGGAUGUCUAACGGACAGGCUGCGGAAUCUGUGGAGGAGGCCAGCUUGGAGCCGGAUGAUGUCACCGUCAUUGAGAAUGAUACCAGGCCCACUGGAGCGAUGUCCCUGGACAGCCAUGUUCCUCUGGUUACCUUAACACAAGCAGGGAUUCUCCAAGACAAUAUUGCAUCGGAAGAUCUGACCAUCACGUCUGAUGAGAAAGUAAUUUCGGGGGCUUCCCGUGACCUCGACACAUACUUUGUAACAAACAUCUCCACACCCCAGCUGGUCAGUGACCACGGCACAGUAAAGGCAAGAUCAAAUCAGAUGUCUGCGAUGAAGAAGUCUGGACACUACCCUAUCCAUGAAGCUGAC